AUGGGGAACCAGAGCAGCGUGCCCAAGGGCAACAUCGCCCAGCGGGGCGCGGCGUCCCUGGCCGGUGGCCUGGACAGCGUCACGGGCGGCGGGGCCACCCGCAUGCUGAACAAGACGCCCUUAGGAAAGCCGAAGCACGGCCCGGUGUGGAAGCUGCAGUCCUGGGAUAUCCUGGCCCAAGACGAGUGCGAGCCGUGGAAGAUCGGCUACGCGCUUGGCAAGUUCAGAGGGGCAAAUCGAGAAGCGCAGAAGCUGGCGUUUCGCCUGAUGCCUGGGCCGUAUUGGGGUCUUCUGCAACAGCAGGACCAGCUCACAGAGCCUUUGGCGAUCCGGUCGGCCAUGGGCAAGCUACCCACAAAUGACGACGUACGCAGGCUUGCCAAUGUGAUCUAUAACCUUGACAAAAUCAAGCAAGGAAGCAUGUGGGAGACCGACAUGACGGACCAGGGUGCCCGAAUGUGGGGCGAGCUUUCGCAUGAUGAAGCACUUCGCAUUGCGCACGCAAUUCGGCGUGUCCAGUCUUUCGGGCGCUUUCUCUUCUCUGUUGCUUUUCCUUGUGCGCCGACGGAGGGGGCCUACGACGAAAAGCCCAGCGCCAGUUUCUUCUGA
This is a messenger RNA of Effrenium voratum, 609 nucleotides long. The record is from the annotation of a GenBank genome assembly. Lineage: Eukaryota; Dinophyceae; Suessiales; Symbiodiniaceae.